CAAGGACCGCCAUUUUGAGAAGUCACCAUGACAACUAAGCUAACCGCUGAGAUUAUCRCYGGCACAUUUAGAAAUUAAAAAUGGCGGACCGUAUCGGCUGUUGAGUUAAAAGAAAAGAURAAAAUAUUAACAAUGAACGAUUCAUUAGGCAAUUCAAUCUGGCUCAUACUCGUUGCAAUAUUGUGGGGUUCUACAAAUCCUUUAAUCAAGAAGGGAAGUGUUGGAAUAGAGAAUAUCAAAAGAAACAAUGCAAUCACGCAGUUCUUGGCUGAARUUAAGUUUCUUGUAUUUAACUGGAAGUAUAUGGUUCCUUUCUUGUUGAAUCAAAGUGGAUCAGUGUUGUUUUAUUUGACACUUGCAUCAGCUGAUCUCUCACUAGCAGUUCCAAUAACAAAUGCUUUAACAUUCAUUAUAACAAUACUGUCAGGGACGUUACUGGGCGAGGAAAGCGUUUCAUUGGAGACUUACAUAGGAAUGGCCCUUGUAAUGGCAGGAGUUUCUCUUUGCGUGGUUGACAAGGCAUGAAUUGUCUUGAUUAACGUCAAUGAAAAUACGUCAAAUAUAGAGGGAACUCAACUGGUGUGRCAGGGAGAUCUCAAACCAAUUGUGUAUGAAGUGUCAUCAAAAGCCAUUCAAAGGAAAUUGUCCAAUGUGCUUUCUUUCAAUGAAGGAAUGAAAACGUUUUGCUCUAUUCAGGGAAAACUAAUGUGAACAKUCUGCACUGUUCCAGACCUUAUAUUCGGGCACUGAACCUGAUAUAGAGGCCCUGCGUGAACGUCUUUUGAACAAAACGUCUUGUAGUGGAAGUACYCAAAAAGACGUGUGAAAUGUUGAAAAAAUCUGGACRUCAGCGAAUCGCACAACUUUGCCCUCGCUAUAAUUGAUGACGGAAGUGCUGCCUUAAAAAAGUAACGAGCACGAAAACGCUUCAGGUUGUCGUUGAUCAAAAUUARCUGGAGAGGAUCAUGUCGAACAUAUAUCAAGGCAGGUAGCCUCUGGCCUGGGUGUGACAAAAAGAAUACUACCGUUUUUGUCCGGGUAUACUUUAAAUCUUUAAUGUAUAUUUACAGCGCAUUAGUCAAGUCACGCCUUGACUAUUGCUGUGGUGUCUGGGAUUCCCUAGAUAAUGGCCCGGCAGACAAGUUACAAAAAAUUCCAGAACAGAGCAACCGGGACACAGACAAUCGCGCACCUGGUAUUCAGGUUACUUAACUGGCACAGCCUAGAGGAAGCAGGAACCACGUACAAAGCAAAUAUACAGAAAAUACUAUUCUCUCCAAUUUYCACAUUACAACGAAAAGUCAUUUAUGGAGUCGUAAAUUACGAAUAAGAACUAGAAGUACAAAGAUAUUGUCUAUCCUAUCAUGACGUUUUUUGACUUACUAUAUUGCAAAGGGUAUCUAUAAUCAAAUGUUUUUCGAUAUUUCAUAAUAAAUCUUUCCAUGUACGUAAUUUAAAAGCAAAAAUAACUGCUCUGCUUCACUAUAUAAAAACUAUACUGGAGUCAUUAUUUACAUGAACUACCGAAGUGUCUUUCUAAAGAUAGUGGGCAAGGUACGCCGUUGCGUUGUGCCACAAAAAGGCGUAUUGUUUCUCUAUUACCAUUUCAUUUAUGGUUUUCUCGUGAACUCUUCGGCUUGUGCAAUAUUUGUCCCACUUCAGGCUUUAUGGAAUACAAUAAAUCAUUUGCGAAUUGUCAAACAUAAAAGAAUCAAGACGAGGCGUUUGUCUCUACACGAAUGACUGUGUGUACGGCGCCUCGUCUUGAUUCCUUUGGGUGUGACUAUCGAGACACAAUUCGCAAGUAGGAUAUUCUUCGCUUUCCAUCAAAAUUUUGGAAGAUACAUAACAGCAAAGACUAUUUACAAGUGGGCUCACUCGGUGGGACAAACAUUGCUGAAACCGAUGAAAUCUAUUAUUGUUAUUAUUAUAUUCACUCAAAAAUAUAACCACACCUUGAAUAUCAAAACUAGUUUAUUUUGUACCAAAGAUUUAUUACAGUUACAGAUAUUUAUCACGAGUCCUUAAAAAAGCCAUUUGAAAAACAUUUUUUUCCUAAAGUUUUUAGUUUGUACUAGUUCAUUUGAAAAUUGAAACAAAACAUUAAAAGAAACUUUAACAGUAUCACAAAAUACAUUUAUACUAAAUACACAAGUCAUGAGUUUCAUAAACCUGUGCAGUAUAGUUUAGCGCCUCUUCUUACUUAUAACUAUUGAAAUUUAUCACAGAUUUGUUUCAUGAGGUUAUGAAAACCACUUUACGUAUUAACUUAUCUUAAAUAGUGCAGACAAAUUUAAGGUGUCUUUUUACAAAACCAAUUGGGUUUGUUUUUAUAAAAUAUCAAUUCUACCUAGAUUAUCAAUUAACUUGUGCGGAAGGACGGCUUAAAUAGCAAAACUAAAGUCACGCAACUAUCACCUUUUUAAGGAGUAGAGCGUGACAUCUUUUAAAACAUUCAAAACAAAGGGCUCUACUUCGUUAUUGCGUGACAUUAAGACACGCCUAAAAAUGCGAGAGAAAUUGCUC
Molecule: messenger RNA, 2526 nt
Organism: Exaiptasia diaphana
Lineage: Eukaryota; Metazoa; Cnidaria; Anthozoa; Actiniaria; Aiptasiidae
Product: transmembrane protein 234 homolog
Exons: 5
Coding region: 133-525 (130 amino acids)
Source: RefSeq, a predicted model, not a curated record